Messenger RNA from Paramecium tetraurelia, 603 nucleotides. RefSeq lists its product as uncharacterized. The record is from RefSeq and is a predicted model, not a curated record. Lineage: Eukaryota; Ciliophora; Oligohymenophorea; Peniculida; Parameciidae. The transcript has 3 exons. Gene Ontology annotation, molecular function: calcium ion binding.
AUGUCACAGCAAUCCCUAAGCUAGUUUUCAUAACAUAGUCAAUAACAACAAUAAAAUUAGUAGCCUGCUUAGAAAGUCGGCAGCUCAAUAGAGGACAUAACUUAGGAUUUGGAGGAAUUGUUUGAAUCUCUUAAGAUCGAAAAACAAGGAUAGCAAGUUGAUUAGAUAGAGAAAUCAACCUUAUUAGCAUUACUUCUAUAUUUAAAUAUCGAUAAAUCCGAAGCAUAAUUUUUCAAUUAUGUGGUUAGAACAUUAGAUCAGAUGCAAUAACCUACAUUAACCAAAGACUAAUUCAAAACCUUAUUUUUGGAUCCCCAAAUAAAUACAGAGAAUUUGAAAAGUGAAGAGUUUGCACAAAUAUUUAGUGUUUUCGAUUCGCAGAAAAAAGGAUCCUUUAGUGCUGAAGAUUUCUUAAGGUUGUAUAAGGAAACCUCGGAAUAUUUAAAUCUGAAUGAGAAUCAGAAAAUAUAGGUUGAGGCAAGAAUAAAAAAGGACUUUGAAAUUAUCAGUCCUGAACACAAGGAAAUCACUCCAAUUGAAUUUUUUAAGAUAAUUAACAAUUAAGGCUGAUUGCAAUUUUUGAAUUUACAAUUAAUUACAAUA